GCUUGUGUUGGUGUCUGGUAGAGUACAGUAGUACAGCUGGCUUGUCUUGCAAGUUGGACCUGUCGGCUGUGAACUGUUCUGAUCAGCUGGACUCCAUAAUUGUAAACACACUUUCCAGCCAAAGUUUAAGAUUCCACAAUUUAACAAUUCUCUUGGUGGUUUUGUAUUCAUCCAGCAAAUACAGAAUAGUUUCUUUGGACUGAUCUAUGCCUGCAUCAGCUGUCAGUGCUUACCUUGCGGCUAACAAUAAGUUGACGUUGUUAUCACAGGAGUUUUAAUCGCUUCAAGUUGUCCAGUGUGCUUGAGGAUGUCUAUAUCUACCGUCGUGGUUGCUCCAGUCGACACGGAGGAUAUGGUGAAAACAAUCCCCACUUACGAUCCCCAUCCUCCCGGUGCGCCGCCAGCUCAGAAGGCUGCUGUGCCGCCACCUCCGGAAGCGAAAGCCAAACCCAAACAAGUUCCCAACCCCGUCAAGUUUUUGCUGGGUGGAUUGUCUGGGUGUAUGGCCACUCUGGUUGUCCAUCCGCUGGAUCUGGUAAAAAACCGAAUGCAAUUGAGCGGGGAGGGUGGUGCAGCACGGGAGCACAAGACAAGUUUUCAUGCAAUCGGAAAUAUCGCUCGAAAAGAGGGAGUUUUGGGAUUAUAUGCCGGUCUUUCCGCCGGACUACUCCGACAAGCUACCUACACAACGACACGCUUAGGUGUUUACACAUGGCUGUUCGAAAAGUUUUCGGGGCCAGAAGGGCAGCCGCCUGGAGUUUUGACCAAGGCAGGAAUUGCUCUCACCGCCGGGAGUAUAGCUGCCACCAUAGGAACACCGGCCGAAUUAACAAUGAUCCGAAUGACAGCUGAUGGCAGGUUACCUCCCGAACAGCGACGAGGAUACAAAAAUGUCUUUGACGCUUUAAUUAGAAUAGCGCGCGAGGAGGGCGUACUGAAACUGUGGAGGGGUUAUAUUCCUACCGUUAGCAGAGCAAUGGUGGUCAACUUGGCACAAUUAGUAUCGUAUUCCCAGUCCAAAGAAAUUUUGAUUGAAUCUGGCUAUUUUAAGGACGGAUUACCCUGCCACUUUACAGCUAGCAUGAUCAGUGGUCUUGUCACAACUGCUGCCUCCAUGCCGGUGGAUAUCGCUAAAACAAGAAUUCAGAACAUGAAGAUAAUAAAUGGUAAACCGGAAUAUACUGGGGCUUUGGACGUAAUGAGCCGAGUAGUGAGAAACGAAGGAUUUAUAGCCCUUUGGAAAGGGUUUACCCCUUACUAUAUGCGAAUCGGGCCACAUACCGUAUUGACCUUUAUUUUUCUGGAGCAAAUGACGCGAUUAUACAAACUACAUAUGCUGUGAGGUGAUCGCAGCCAUCCGUUAUGCGUUUGCUGGUCAUUAAUAUGUGAAGUGGGUAUUCCGGCGCGGUUUAAGUGAUAUACAAGUAUAAUUCAAUGCUCAAAUAUGCAUGCAGAUUGCUGGCUUAAUUUGUUGAUACAGUAAUGGUUCACUGGAAAGGUUUCAUUUGUUUUUAACGUUUCAGUUUCACAUUCUCGUACGGUUCUUUUCGCAGUUCACAAUGCUUGUGUAAUUUAUAAUUACGAUAAUUACUGUGUUUUUGAGUUAAUGUUUUUAUUGUUUUUGUUUGUGCCGUACCAAUUUUGGAUUUGCUUUUCGGUGAACUUAGUUUGUCAGUUAUCAAAAAUUCUUUGUAGCGCGGUAG
Messenger RNA from Paramacrobiotus metropolitanus, 1703 nucleotides. RefSeq names its product mitochondrial 2-oxoglutarate/malate carrier protein-like. Lineage: Eukaryota; Metazoa; Tardigrada; Eutardigrada; Parachela; Macrobiotidae. The record is from RefSeq and is a predicted model, not a curated record. Gene Ontology annotation, cellular component: mitochondrial membrane. The transcript is spliced from 13 exons. The coding region runs from base 308 to 1342 and encodes 344 amino acids. Gene Ontology annotation, biological process: succinate transmembrane transport; thiosulfate transport; phosphate ion transmembrane transport. Gene Ontology annotation, molecular function: thiosulfate transmembrane transporter activity; malate transmembrane transporter activity; sulfate transmembrane transporter activity.